ACACAAGCACGGCAGGUCGGCUGUGUCACCUGGCAGCGUUUAUUGGCAGCGAGUAGGUAUUUUAGUGUGAGAGAGCAGCUCCGACUCCCUCCAAGCCACCACACGCACGCCAGCACCCGCGCCCCUCGCCACGCCGCGGCUUACGGGGAGGCGACACACGCGGUGCGCCGGGUGAGUGUGUUCAAGUGUGCAGGGACGCGGCGGCCGUCAAUUGUUCGCCGCCGCCUAGCUCGGCUGUGCCACGGUGAAGACAUCGAUCCUUGGCUCUGUGCGAAUAGACUGUGCCGCACCGGUGCACGUGCAGGCGCAGCCCUCAGCCCCACCACCUGUGCGCGCGUGUCCAUGGGCAGCAGCAGGGCCACGGUGUAGCGGCGGAGUGGUGUCGUGUCCCUGAGGGCGUGAGGCGGGAUGGAGGGCGGCGGGAGGUGCGGCCAAUGCGGCGCCGCGGCCUCACUGAGGUGCGGCGGCUGCAGCGUCGUCCACUACUGCAGCAAGGAGCACCAGCGGCAGCACUGGCCCGCCCACAAGACCCAGUGCUGGCCCUUCACGUUAGUGACGGACCCUGACGUGGGCAGACACUUGGUGGCUUCUCGCAACCUGAAGGAGGGGCAACUAGUGAUCCGUGAGGCCCCCGUGGCACUGGGCCCCACUUCGGAAUCCUUCCCCAUCUGCCUGGGGUGCCACACCCCCAUCAAGGAGGAGGAGGACUUGCCCCGUUGCCCCGCCUGCUCGUGGCCGCUCUGCUCCAAGGAGUGCGCCGCCGCGCCGCGCCACCAGGCCGAGUGUGCCGUGCUGGCCACGGACACCAAGGGGUUGGCGACUCCCAAGAGCUACUCCAAGACACCGCGCUACGACUUGAUAAUGGUCCUGCGGUGCCUGCUGCUGCAGCAGACCAACCCAGAGGCCUGGAAGAAGGUGCUCGUCAUGGAGAGCCACGCGGAGCGGCGGCGGGAGGAGAAAGAGCCGCACACGGAGAGCGCCGUCGUUUACUUAAGUCAGAUCCUGGACACGGGCUGGGACGCGGAGACGGUGCGCCAUGUGCACGGCGCCAUCAUCACCAACGCCAUCAACACCGUGGGGCCGCAGAGACAGGCGCUGCGGGGCCUCUACACCACGCUGUACCUCAUGAACCACUCCUGCUGCCCCAACAUUACUAUCCGCUCGGAUGCAGACUCUACCGUGUACGUGCACGCCGCCGUGCCCAUCAAGAAGGGCGAGCCGAUCCUCUUCAGCUACGUGCCGCCCUCCGACCCGCUGUGGCGACGGCAGGGCGACCUAAGUGGCCUCUACUACUUCCGGUGCACGUGUGAGCGGUGCACCGACCACACGGAGCUAGGCACCUACUUCUCCCACCCGCGGUGCCCCAAGUGCUCCGAGGGAUUCCUGGAGCCUUACGAGGGAGCAGGACGCGCCUGGUCCUGCCCGGAGUGUGGGGAGGAGCGGCCCGAAGAGGAGGUGGCGCGCGAGGCUGAGAAGUUCGCACAGCGGGUCCAGGACGAAGGCACGACGGCGGAGGCGACGCUGCGGCUGCUGGACACCGCCGCCAACACCUACCACAUGAACCACUUCGUGUGGCUCACGGCCGCCCAGAUGGUACUGCAGCGGCUCGUUGACCCCACGGCGCGCACCCUCAGCCUCCGGCGGGACGUGUGGCGACGCCUGAUCGGGCUGUACCAGCGGCUGGAGCCCGGCGUGACGCGCAGGAAAGGUGUGUCGCUCCUGAACGCUGCCCUGUUGGAGAAGGAGGCGGCGGCGCUGGAGGUGGCAGCUGCGGGCAACAAGCCGCCACCGCCGGGCUUCGAUGAGGGAUUGAAUCGCACCGUCGCCAUGCUGGACCAAGCCAUCAAGAUUCUGGAGCUGGAGCCGCCGGAGUCCACGGAGCUGCGGUGGCUGCAGACGGCGCGAGAUGAGCGGCAGCAAGUGUGUGAACUGAUCGUAGCGCUGGGCGGGGCGGUGGUCGGGGAGUGAACGUCCCGGCACCCCCUGAGGACACCCCCGCCCGCGGCACACAGCCCCUCCCCCCCCCCCACCCGUGCAGCCCCUGCAGCGCUGCCUUCGGUCCCCACUCUUUAGAGGAGGCUGGAGGGUGCCCAGAGGAAGCAGCAAAAGCUGUCAUUAGGAGCCCCUGAAGAGGCUCGCCGGCGGGCGCACGCAACGAAUUCCUUGUAUAAAAGUAUUCACCUUUCCAAGUGUUUCCUUCCCCUCCAGCAUCCUUCUCUCUCCUCCUCCCCUUCCAAAAGGUUGAGAAACAAACACACAGACACACACAGUGACGUCAGAAAACACGCAACACAGCCCCAACACAGCGCGGGGCAGCUCGUCACGAUGCCCACGUGAUGAUUAGAUAAAAACAAGAUAAUAAAAAUGAGAUAAAAGGCAACGGGCGAUAGGCGGCAGGAAACGAUAAGAACGCAAUGUUAUGACGUCACGAGUGAGAGGAAACCCCCACACUGACAUUCCCUACACGCCGCAGCCCCCGCGCCGCGCCCACACUCGCCUGUGCACCACUUAACAAUUCACAGUGUCAAUAAGGCUGUCCCUAAUAGUCAUUCCCACGCAGUCCUGCCGCGCGCCGGACUUCCCGACUGACGCAAGCGAGGCAGCGAGGCCGGCGGGUGCUCCAAGUGACACGCCGCUCUGUGUUGACUUAGGGUGUGAGGGUGACCAUGACACCACUGCACCGUCAGCACCCUUUCUCCCCAUAACCAUUUCCUCUCUCUCUCUCUCUCUCUCUCUCUCUCUCUCUCUCUCUCUCUCAUUCCUCCCACCUGUGUAUUCUCUCUACAUUUCUUAGUCUUUAUCUCUCUCCCACUUAUGUUUUUAUCUCUUAUAAUACUUCCUCCUCUUUUCCUGUCUCUCCAUUCCCUCUCCCUUUCCACCCUUCUUCCCCUUUAUCUUUUUCUCCCACUCAUCUCUUUAUCUCCAACCACUUCCUCCUCUUCCUCUGUUCCUCUUCUUCCCUUCCUCCUUUCCACCUGUCUUCCCCUUUAUCUCCCUCCUCCAACUCAUAUUUACCACCCAUACCAUUUCCUCCUCUCCUCCAGCCCCUCUUCUUCCCCUCUUCAUUUUUACCUGUGUACCUAUUCUCUCUACCUUUUCUUCAUUCUUCCCUUCGUCUACCCGCAACCACUCAUAACACUUCACUCCUGUCCCCUUGAAAAAAAAUAAUUAGGUGAGUGAAAGGAUAUAUUUUCGGAUUCAUCGGUAAUUCUGCGCUCUCCCUUUUCGACUGAUAAAGGAAAUGAGUUAAAUCUGGCUUGGUAAUAGUUUGUCCUUCGUGGGAGAUUUAGGUAAAGACGCCGAAGACAAGUAAACGGAGAGGAGGAAAGGAAAACAGACAAAGGGUAUAGAGACGAAAAUAAAGGAGAAGAGAGAAGGAAAGAAAUGGAAAUGAGUGGAUGCGGGAAGGGAAAGUUUGAUAAAUAUAAGAACCGGACGCAAGGGAUGAAGAAAAUAGAUAAGUUAUUGAGGUACGUGAGAAGGGGAGGGAAAAAAUAAGUAACAACGAACUGACUCAAAUAUGUGAACAAGAAUAUGAAAUCGAAAAAAAAAAACUAAAGGAAACGAGAAAAUAAGAAAUAAGUAAAAGACGAAAGAGAAAUACAAGAAACAACAACAAACAAGAAGAGAAAAUAGGAAGAAAAUAAAGAAAACGAGAAAAUAUAAAUAAAUUAUACAUAAAAAAACAAGAAUAUAAAUAAGAAAAAUAAAGAAAACGAGACAAUUAAGGAACAAAUGAAAAACAAAAGACAAACAAAACGAAGGAAAAAAAAAAAUAGAAAGACUUAGAAUGUAUAUAUAUAUAAAAAAAAAAAUCAGUGCACAGUAAAAAAAUGGACAUCGUUAGGACGAGAGAAAAAACGGGAAAAUGUGAAAACGUCCUAAAAGUGAUGAUGGAUGUGUGUGUAUGUGUGUGUGUGUGUGUGUGUGUGUGUGUGUGUGUGUGUAAUAAUGCUGAGCGGGAGGGUUGCCAACCUAAUGUCACUCAUCCCCUCUUAAACAUACACACACACACACACACACAACUAUAUAUGCCUUCCAAGAACAACACCUACUAUACUACACCACUACCACCACCACCACUACUACUACUACUACUACUACUACUACAACCACUACUACUACUACGACAGAAAAAGACGAGAGCAAAUCCGUAUCGUGGCGAGAUUAGCAGCGAACCAAAUAAAGAAAAAAAAAGUGAGAUACGAGAUUCGACGGGCAGGUGAACGGCGAUAGUAGGAAGGUGAAGGUGAGCUGCUUUGGCAUACCUGAGAUUACAGUGAAAGAUGAACACACGAACACUGACUUGAGGAAACGCGAACACGUAUGAAUAAAGUUUAAACGGGUGAAUGGAAAAAGAAGUAAACUAUCCGGUAAGAGAAGAGAGAAGGAAGGAAGGAAAGAAGCAGCAAAAUGAAUAUAAGAAAAAAGAAAGGAAUGAAAGGAAGGAGGACAGAAAGAAAGUUGACAAAAGUAAACAAAUAAAAUCACACACACACACACACAUACACACACACACACACACACACACACACACACACACACACACACACACACACACAGGAAAA
Eriocheir sinensis (Chinese mitten crab) is the source of this 4568-nucleotide messenger RNA. RefSeq names its product SET domain-containing protein SmydA-8-like. The coding region runs from base 409 to 1968 and encodes 519 amino acids. The transcript is spliced from 3 exons. The record is from RefSeq and is a predicted model, not a curated record. Lineage: Eukaryota; Metazoa; Arthropoda; Malacostraca; Decapoda; Varunidae. Gene Ontology annotation, molecular function: protein binding.